Molecule: messenger RNA, 1654 nt
Organism: Stegastes partitus (bicolor damselfish)
Lineage: Eukaryota; Metazoa; Chordata; Actinopteri; Pomacentridae
Gene: wasf3a
Product: WASP family member 3a
Exons: 8
Coding region: 1-1404 (467 amino acids)
Biological process (GO): positive regulation of Arp2/3 complex-mediated actin nucleation; actin cytoskeleton organization
Cellular component (GO): SCAR complex; cytoskeleton
Molecular function (GO): protein kinase A regulatory subunit binding; Arp2/3 complex binding; actin binding
Source: RefSeq, a predicted model, not a curated record
AUGCCUCUGGUCAAGAGAAACAUUGAGCCUCGGCACCUGUGCCACGGUGCCGUGCCUGAUGGGAUUGGCAAUGAGCUGGAAUGUGUAACCAACAACACGCUGUCCGCCAUCAUCCGUCAGCUCAGCAGUCUGAGUAAGCAUGCAGAAAAUGUAUUUGGGGAGCUUUUUAAUGAAGCCAACACCUUUUAUGGGCGUGCAAACUCUCUUCAGGACCGUAUCGACCGCUUGGCAGUUAAGGUCACCCAGCUGGACUCCAGCGUGGAGGAGGUCUCCCUUCAGGACAUAAACAUGAGGAAAGCGUUCAAAAGCUCUGUUGUCCAGGACCAGCAGGUUUUGUCAAAGGGCAGCACUCCCAACUCUGUGGCCGACAUGUACAACAGCAGCAACAGGCCUCCUCCCCUCAGCACCCUCACCGCCUACAGAGAGGAUUCCACCGAUGCAAUGAAGUUCUACUCGGACCCGUCGUACUUUUUUGACUUGUGGAAGGAGAAGAUGCUUCAGGACACAGAGGACAAGAGGAAAGAAAGGAGGAGGCAGAGGGAGCAGAAACGAUGCGUGGAAAGCAGCACCCUUCAGCGUGAGGUGAAGAAGGUGAGAAAGGCUCGAAACCGCAGGCAGGAGUGGAACAUGAUGGCGUUCGAUAAAGAGCUUCGUCCUGAUCACCACCAUCCUCAGACUCUCCGGAGAGGAGCGUCGUCUGAAGGCUCGCUCUCUCCAGAUGGCAGGCCUGACCUCCUCGACUACCCGAUCCCUCCAGUGCCUGCCCAUGCUGCUUGUAACUAUGCCAAGUCUCAUGAUUAUGUUCCUGGGAACUCAGAACCCUCGCCACCUGUGGAGCAUGAAUACCACAGCAUUGAUGUCAACUACAAGAGAGUAACCUACGCCGCUGCAGAGCUGCACGCUGCAGACCGAAUGAACGGUUCGAUUCGUCUCGCUGCAGAUCACAACUCUGUACCCCCACCUCCUGCCCCAGGCCCACCAAUCCCAUCAGCUCAGACGGCCUUUGGUUUUCCUCUCGGCGCGCUACCUCCAACGCCACAUAAUGGAGUUUUGCAUGUAGGCCCAGGCUACCCGCUCCCACCACUACCUCCUCCGGGGCCGCGCAUGAUCCCUCCUCCCCCGGGUCCCCCGCCUCCUCCUCUCCCUCCCCCAGCUGCACCCUCACACCUACACAGUGAAGGAAGCAGAGCUGAGAUGAAACCUGUGAGGGAUGCGAGAAGUGACCUGCUGUCCGCCAUCCGCAUGGGAAUCCAGCUGAAGAAAGUCCAAGAGCAGCAGGAACAGCAGAACAAGCGGGAGCCGGUGGGGAACGACGUGGCCACCAUUCUUUCCCGGCGCAUUGCGGUCGAGUACAGUGACUCUGAGGAUGAUUCUGAACUCGAUGAAAAUGAGUGGUCAGACUGACCAACUUGCUUUAUUGGAUCUUCAGUACACGGAAAACCAACCUGUGAAUCUCUCUAUUUGGCUCCAUCUAGUGGACUCUAUAUAACAAGCCAUUCUGCUCUGCCACUUUAAUAUUUAAUGAAGAAAUGUAAUAACUACAUAGUUUGCAACACUGCUCAGAAACAGGUAAAUAUUCUGAAUCUACUGUGCACAAAUUUUAAAAAGAUGAUUGAUUUUAUGACCAUCAAAUGUUCAGUUUUGUACCACUGUU